Messenger RNA from Saccostrea cuccullata (small rock oyster), 1935 nucleotides. RefSeq names its product serine/arginine-rich splicing factor 6-like. The transcript is spliced from 8 exons. Gene Ontology annotation, molecular function: mRNA binding. Lineage: Eukaryota; Metazoa; Mollusca; Bivalvia; Ostreida; Ostreidae. Gene Ontology annotation, cellular component: cytoplasm; nucleus. The coding region runs from base 70 to 906 and encodes 278 amino acids. The record is from RefSeq and is a predicted model, not a curated record.
UGCAAGACCUUGAUAUCGAACAUACACGUAACGCACUGGAAUUUGGCUUGAAUUGCUUGAUAGAACAGAAUGGGUACACGAGUAUAUAUCGGAAGACUCUCACAUCAUGCCAGGGAACGAGAUGUAGAAAGAUUUUUCAAAGGAUACGGACGACUUAGAGAUGUCAUGCUGAAAAAUGGAUACGGAUUUGUGGAGUUUGAAGAUUAUCGUGACGCUGAUGAUGCAGUGUAUGAAUUGAAUGGGAAAGAUCUUGCUGGUGAAAGAGUGAUUGUGGAGCAUGCUCGCGGAGGUCCCCGUGGCGACGACAGGAGAAACAGUUACCGUGACUACCCACCCCCCAGAGGAAGGAACCGUGGAGGCGGAGGAAGAGACAAGUAUGGGCCACCCACUAGAACUGACUACAGACUGAUUGUGGAAAACUUGAGUUCUCGAGUUAGCUGGCAGGAUCUGAAGGACUACAUGAGACAGGCAGGGGAAGUAACUUACGCCGACGCCCACAAAGAACACAAGAAUGAGGGAAUCGUGGAGUUCGCCUCGUAUUCGGACAUGAAGAACGCCGUCAGUAAGCUGGACGGGACGGAGAUCAACGGGAGAAAGAUCAAGUUAAUCGAGGACAAACCUAAACGCAGCAGCCGACGUAGAAGUCCCAGCAGAAGUGCCUCCAGAUCCAGGAGUAGGUCAAGGUCACGGCGAAGGUCAAGGUCAGCCAGUCGAUCCAGGAGUCGCAGCAGAAGCCGUAGCAGUCGUAGCAAGUCCAAGUCUAAAUCCAAGUCACCAGAGCGCAAGUCCAGGUCUAAGUCGCCCUCUAAGUCCAGAUCUAGAUCAAAGUCGCCCUCUAAGUCCAAGUCCAGGUCCAGGUCUCGCUCCAAAAGUCCGGUGAACAAUGAGGACAAGGACGAGAAUUAGGGAGUUCAAACCAGAGGGGCUCACAUCUUUAUAACUUCAUGUAUCAGAGUCUCCACAACAACUCUCAUACAGCAUUGUAGAGUAACGUUUUAAUGUACAAAAUUUGUUUAUUAGAUACGAGUAUGUACAUGUACAUCACACUGAAACCAACUGUUUUAAAAGGGCUAUAACUGAAAGGAUAAGGCUUUCAGACGUAUCAGACAAUUCCCAGGUCCAUGGAAGUAUUGAUAUGGAUUCAUUUUGAAAAUCCUCAUUAUUUUUUAUAAUUGCUUAGAUUUCUUUGUUCAUUUUAAAAGCUCAUCAUAAAUGUAUGUUUCAUCAGUUCAGUACAAUUUUGGCCAUUCUUGGUGGCAUUUCAGCCCAGCUUGACUGUGUUUUUUGCUUUAUUAACUAUCACAUAAAUAAAAUUCAUAAUUAAACCAUAUUUUAUGCAUUUCCAAUUUGAUUUUCACCAUGGUGUACAUUGUAGACAUAAACUAUAUUUUAUUGCACCUUCAUUUUGGUACUUGUAUAUAAUGAUUCAAGUCUACUUGUGUUAACCAUUAGUUACUGGUUAUCAUGUUUCUGCAAGAAUACUGUCUUUUUCCUGUUGAUUAAAUGUUGCUGCAAUCAACAAGUCAUAAAUAUUACUUUUUUGGUUACUUUUGGAUUAUAUGAUGACCACACAAUCUUAAACAUCCCGUUGAUUGCGAAUAAUUUGGAAAUACAUGUACUUGUAAAUGCAGCUUAACUACCUAUGCUGUGUUUUAAUUGGAUUUUUUUUUGUAGGAUGUUUUCAUCAUUAUUUUAAGUUUUUAACAAGUAAACAACCAUUGUGCUUUGCUUUUGAUGUUGCAUUGCUAAAAUUUCACCAGAUCAUUCAUGUCUGUGAUGUUAAACUCAUGAUGUUGCCAUAGCAAUGGUAUUUUUUAUUUUCUUAAUUAAAUGGAUUUCUUUUGAGGUUGACCCACAGUGUAGAUUAUUUUCAAACUAGAGUACCUCUUACAUAGAACAUGAGCAUGUAUGUUGUGAAUAAAUUUUACAAUGCUA